This is a messenger RNA of Halichondria panicea, 1063 nucleotides long. RefSeq names its product piggyBac transposable element-derived protein 3-like. The transcript is spliced from 2 exons. The record is from RefSeq and is a predicted model, not a curated record. Bases 1 to 1002 code for a protein of 333 amino acids. NCBI's taxonomy places the organism in Eukaryota, Metazoa, Porifera, Demospongiae, Suberitida, Halichondriidae.
AUGAUCAAAUUUCAGGGUCGGUCCGCUCUCAAGCAGUAUAUGCCUAUGAAGCCGAUCAAGCGUGGGAUCAAAGUGUGGGUACUGGGAGAUAGUACCAAUGGGUACUUCAGUCGUUUCGAUGUGUAUACGGGGAAGCAGGAAAUACGUCAUGUCGGCCUCGGGGAACACGUGGUGAAGAAAUUGACAAGCGAGUUGAAGAGGAAGAACCACCACGUCUACUUUGACAACUUCUUCACCAACGUCAAACUGCUCGAGGAUUUGUUGGAGGACGGAAUCUAUGGUUGUGGGACUGCUCGCAGAGACAGGAAAGGUUUUCCUCCUGCAUUGAAGAAAGCUGCCCUAAAAAAUUCCCUAAAACAGAGAGGUACCAGUAAGACAGUCCAGAAGGGCCCCGUGACAGCAACCGCCUGGAAGGAUAACAGGAUCGUGAACGUCCUCUCCACGACAACACAGCCCACAGCUAUAGGUUCCGUUCUCCGGCGACAAAAGGAUGGAGUCAGAAUUAAUGUGCCAUGCCCAGAGGCCAUUAUGUCGUACAACCAGCACAUGGGUGGAGUUGACAGGGGUGACCAGCUCAGGGGCUACUACAGCUGCCGAACAAAGAGCAGAAAGUUUUAUAAGUACAUUUUUUUCUUUUUGUUUGAUGUAGCCAUUACCAAUGGUUAUAUUUUAUAUAAAGAAAACACUAACCCGAAAUUGAAGAACAUCAAGGAGUUCCGCCUUCAAUUGGCCCAGAAUCUCAUCGGAUCAUACUGCAGUCGGCGUCGGGCAGGUCGUUAUGGUGGUGCGAUUGUUCCUCUCCAACUCCAACACUUCCCCGUAAAAGAUUCGAGUGGUCCGUGUCCGUCGAUACAUAGGAGAGGAAGAUGUGCGCACUGUGAUCACAACGGACACCGAACUGACACGACAUGGUUUUGCCAAGAAUGUGGAGUGUGGCUCUGCCAUAAUGGCAACCCAACGAAAGACUGCUUUUUCCUAUGGCAUAAGAACAGAGAACAGUAGUCGUACUUACUUGUGUACCCAUAUUUAUUUGCUAUCACUAUGUUGCUAGGGUAAAAACUGA